GAGGGAGUUAGUGACUGAGUAAAGAGCCUAGGGUAGGGAGGCUGUAUCGCUCGGCUCCAGCUCUGUUCGGUUAGCUUAUUGCUACGAUUCCAUUUUUUAUAUAUCUCCCCCCUUCCACCCGCGUCCAACAAGUUGUUAAAAAAACCACCAGCCUUAACAGUUGGUAAAAGUGUUGUCAGUAACAAUGAAAGUGAAUAAGGUGCUUCGCUAACAACAACUUGAAGAUUUUAUGUGAGUUACAUGUUUUAAUCUGUUUCGUGUUUCCUGUGUUUGGUGAAAAAUCAGUGUCGGUGGAUGGACAUUGCAGGAAGACAGAGCCAGCGAGUUAGUUUCCAGGACGCAAGUUGUGUAACGGCGGUUUUAAGCUUAACGUGACGUCGAAGACAUUCACAGUCGAGAUUCUCCGAGUUUGGGCUUGACGUGUCAGAGAGCUGUACCAUAUUAUGGAAGAGGAAUUACCUUAGCCCAUCAGUUGAGUGGAGUUCCUGCAGCUGUUCGUCGCCCAGACCCUUGGGCCAUCGUCAUGGGGCCAGACCACCGGAGAAUCCAUUCGUAGUUCAGUGGAUACCAACACAAUCCUACAUAUUUGGUACAUUGCGCAAACCCAGCCCAGUGACAUACGACACCAGGGCGAAGAUUCUACUCAGUACGCUCUAGAAUGGCCACGGAAGGACCCGUGCUGUGUCAUCGGCUACAGUAUCACCAGGGUUGUUGGUCCGCCCCUAGGAACGCGACCGUUCAGCCCUCGUCAGCGCGGUCCGACCAUGACCACGUAGUGGCGUCGAACCGAGGGCCUGGCGGUUGUUUGACGGGAUACGUCUUAUCGCCAACGCGUGUAACCUCAGCGAUGUGACUUGGUCUGAGAACGAUUCAUACGCUAGCUGCAUGGUUUUACGUUUGUGCAUGUGUUGAUUUUAAUUAAUUUGUUGGCGUUGCUGAAUGUUCGAUGCUUGUGUGCUGUGUGGCGGACAGAGUAACGCGCUGUUAAGGUGUGGCGACAAUGACUGCGGCAAUCCGCAACAAUUGGCUGGUGCUGGUCCUGUUGGCAUCAACUGCAGUCCUUGCAGACAAAUCUUCUGAGUUCGUCAAAGGAAAAAUCUGCAUCGGGACGAACGGCCGGAUGUCCGUUCCUUCAAACCGGGAGCACCACUACAGAAACCUGAGGGACAGGUAUACCAACUGCACGUACGUGGACGGUAACUUGGAACUUACGUGGAUAAAGGACGAGAACCAGGACCUCAGCUUCCUUCAGUACAUCCGCGAGGUGACCGGCUACGUGCUCAUCUCGCACGUGGACGUUCCCCGCAUCGUUCUGCCACGACUCCAGAUCAUCAGAGGACGGACCCUCUUCAAACUCAACAUCCACGACAAGGAUUUCGCUCUUCUCGUGACACUCUCUAAGAUGUACAACCUGGAAAUGCCGGCGCUAAGAGAUAUCCUUGGCGGAAGUGUGGGUUUGUUCAACAACUACAAUUUAUGUCAUAUCAAGACCAUCAACUGGGACGAGAUCAUAACGGGGCCAGAAGCCAAGUACGUUUACGUGUACAACUUCUCAUUGCCAGAGCGAUCUUGCUUGCCGUGCCACAACAGCUGCAAACAAGGUUGUUGGGGCGAAGGCCCUGAGAACUGCCAGAGAUUCUCCAAGAUCAAUUGCAGCCCUCAAUGUUGGCAGGGCCGAUGUUUCGGCUCCAACCCUCGUGAGUGCUGCCAUCUGUUUUGUGCUGGUGGCUGCACGGGACCGAAACAGAGUGACUGCUUGGCAUGUCGUAAUUUCUACGACGAUGGCGUCUGUACUCAGGAGUGUCCGGCUAUGCAGCGGUACAAUCCAACAACUUAUUCCUGGGAAGCAAAUCCACAGGGCAAAUACGCGUAUGGGGCUACGUGUGUCAAGAAAUGCCCAGAGCAUUUGUUGAAGGACAACGGAGCAUGCGUAAGAAGUUGUCCUCCCAAGAAGAAGGCUGAAAAUGGCGAGUGCGUUCCCUGUGAUGGGCCCUGUCCCAAAACUUGUGACGGUGUCAACGAAAUACAUUCUGGUAACAUUGACGGCUUCCGGGACUGUACCAUCAUUGAAGGUUCUCUUACAAUCCUUGAUCAGUCGUUUAGGGGAUUUCAGCAAGUGUACCAUAACUUCAGUUUUGGCCCUCGGUACCAACAGAUGCAUCCGGAUCGUCUCGAGGUGUUCAGUACGCUGAAGGAAGUGACCGGAUACGUGAACAUUCAGGGCGAACAUCCUGAUUUUACAAACCUAUCAUAUUUUCGGAAUCUGGAGACUAUCGGAGGGCGAGCUUUGACUGAGUAUUUUGCUUCACUGUACAUUGUGAAGACGUCCCUCAAGUCUUUAGGUUUACGAUCACUCAAGAAGAUUCACUCUGGUAGUGUGGCCAUCUUGGAAAAUAAGGAGCUGUGCUUUGCCCAGGGCAUCUCGUGGGACAAGAUUAAGAAGUCGAGUGAACAUGAAACCAUGCUUCAGAAUAAUAAGCCACGGAGUGAUUGCGAAAAAGCAGGCCUGGUGUGUGAUGCUGAAUGUUCUGAAGAAGGGUGUUGGGGCGCAGGCCCUGAUCAGUGCCUCUCCUGUGCACAUUUUCGGCUUGGUAACCGGUGUUUGCCAGACUGUGACUCUGUUUCGGGUAUGUACAAAGCAGCAGAAGCAAAUGUGUGUAUGUUCUGCCAUGACGAAUGCAACUCGACAUGUCACGGGGCAGGCCCAGGGAACUGCACUGGCUGUAAACACGUCAAAGACGGACCCUUCUGCAUACCAGCCUGCCCCACCGGCAAGUACGACGACGCCGCAGGGGAAUGCCAGCCCUGCCACGAAAACUGUGUCGAUGGCUGCAGAGGCCCCGAGAACGCCAUCGGUCCGAAUGGCUGCAAUUCUUGUGAGAAAGCCAUCAUCAAUGGAGAUGUUAAUGUGGAGAGCUGUCUAAGGAAGAACGAAUCGUGCCCAGAUGGUUACUACUACGAGUGGGUAGGCCCACAAGAGCAAGGAGAACUGAAACCUCUGGCAGGCAAAGCCGUUUGUCGGAAAUGUCAUCCUCGGUGUCGCAUCUGCACGGGCUACGGGUUUCAUGAACAGGUCUGCCAGGAAUGUAUGCAGUACAAACGAGGGGAGCAGUGCGAGGACGAAUGCCCUCAGGAUCACUAUGCCGAAGAGGCGACUCAGGAGUGCGUCCAGUGCCAUUAUGAGUGUCGGGGCUGCCGCGGUCCCGGUCCUUCCAACUGCGAUACCUGCCGCAAUUUUAAAAUAUAUUUGGGUGGAGGAAAAGGUGACAAUUCUACGGCAUUCAACUGUACGGGCACGUGCCCUUCUGAGGUGCCCCACAAGAUUUUUUCUCAGGACGGCAAUGACGAACCAUUCUGCUCAGUUGAACCUUUUGGACAGUCUUCUAUGUUCGGGGAAACAGACAACAUGCCCGCGAUUCUGGGAGGCGUGUUGGUGUGCGUCGUGCUCGUCUUAAUCUUCCUGGCCGUGGUGAUCUGCCAGUGGCGUCAACGAGCGAAGUCCAAGGAGAAUACAGUGAAGAUGACGAUGGUAUUGACAGGCUUGGAGGACAACGAACCUUUGCACCCAACGAAUGUUAAACCAAACCUUGCCAAACUUCGGAUAGUGAAGGAGGCAGAGAUGCGCAAAGGCGGCAUCUUGGGUUACGGUGCCUUCGGCACUGUCUUUAAGGGUGUGUGGCUUCCGGACGGUGAAAAUGUGAAGAUUCCCGUAGCGAUCAAGGUCCUACGCGAAGGUACGGGUGCCAACACGAGCAAAGAGUUCCUCGAAGAAGCCUACAUCAUGGCGACAGUGGAGCAUCCGAAUCUUCUGAAGCUCCUGGCCGUGUGCAUGACGUCACAGAUGAUGCUCGUCACGCAGCUAAUGCCUCUCGGCUGCUUGCUCGACUACGUGCGGAGUCACCGGGACAGGAUCGGGUCUAAACCUCUUCUUAACUGGUGCACGCAGAUUGCCAAAGGCAUGGCAUACUUAGAAGAGAAACGCCUGGUACACCGAGAUCUUGCUGCACGAAAUGUGCUCGUGCAGACCCCAAACUGUGUUAAAAUCACGGACUUCGGUCUAGCGAAGCUGCUCGAUAUUAACGAGGACGAGUACAAGGCUGCUGGCGGCAAGAUGCCCAUUAAAUGGCUCGCUCUGGAAUGCAUUCAGCAUCGGAUAUUCACUCACAAGAGUGACGUCUGGUCUUUUGGCGUCACAGUUUGGGAACUGCUGACGUACGGAGAACGUCCAUAUGAUAAUGUUCCUGCGCGUGAUGUGCCAGAGUUGUUGGAAAAGGGCGAACGGUUGCCUCAGCCAGAAAUCUGUACGAUAGAUGUGUACAUGAUCAUGGUUAAGUGUUGGAUGCUGGACGCGGAGAGUCGGCCCAAUUUCAAGGAGCUCGCCGAUGAGUUUGCUAAAAUGGCUCGAGAUCCCGGUCGGUAUCUUGUGAUCCAGGGUGACCGUUUCAUGCGGCUUCCGUCCUACUCGUCCCAGGUACGAAAUGAUGAGAAGGAGCUUAUCUGCAACCUCUCACCAGCCGUGGAUGGACCUGAAGCCCUUGUGGAUGCUGACGAAUACCUCCAGCCUAAAUCCCGCACUCCGCUCGCACCAGCACUGACAACUUCUAGCUCCUCCUCGUCUCCGCCGCGCACGCCUGUCAAGACGUGCUGGCCUGCGGGUACACCCGUGCCUGCCGAGUCUCCUACACCGCAGAAUCAACAGAACUGGGACCGAGAGCAAAUGCGAUACGCAAGUGUGCAUCCCGAUGACGUACGCGCUACAGUGAUGCGACAUCACAACGGACAACCGGCCCAUCAUCACCAUGGUUCUGAGAGUAGUAGCUCCCGCUACUGCAGUGAUCCUCUCAAGAUGGUUGGAAACAGAGAUUGUGACGUGCCACAAGAGGACUGUUUUGAUUCUGGAGCGGUAACGGGAAACGGUCGGGAGGCGCAAGUGGGCGGACUCAAGCUGGACCUGCCACUAGACGAGGAUGAUUAUCUGAUGCCCUCAGCCCAGCAGAACCAAAAUAAUACCACGUACAUGGAUCUUAUUGGUGAUUCCAGACUACCAGACAAUGCUGAACCACGGAAUGGAGUCUUCAAGCCUGGUUUAUUCCAACUGGGUGGAAUUUCCAAAACGAGCGUCGAUAACCCAGAAUACCACAUAAUGAACACUGACAUUCCUGUGCAUCAGAACGUGGAUACAAUAGGCAUACCGACCGGCACAGACGCAACUCACGCUGCAUGCAAUGGGAACAUUGCUGGGCAGCGACCGUGUGUAAUGCAGCAGAAAUCAUCAGAAGAGGAGUCGGAUCAUGAAUAUUACAAUGACUUUGACAGGCUGCAGCGAGAGUUGCAGCCCCUGAAGCCACUACGAAGAAAUGAGACCACAGUGUGAUAGUUAAGUGAUCCUAAUGGGGAAGAAGGCGCGUGCGGAUUGCAACGCAAGGUUCAGACACGUAAUGUUACAGGAUACGUGGAACUGUGUAAAGUGAGUAGACAUCUGCUGUACUGACUUCGUCGUGUUCGUCCGUAAUCUUGGUUUGUGACUGAAAUGAACGGAACCUUCCAGAAGUUCGUUCUUGUGGUCGAAGCAGUCGUGACCACAGUGGGGCUCACAGUUACGUCAUGCUCGUGGUGAUAGUGACAGUACCAGUUUGCGGUAUCACCACCGCAUACUAUGAACGUUAAAGAAUUGACAGUUAUUUUAUCCCAUUAAUAUUACAGUUGACGGAUCAUGACGGGUGAUUGACUGUAAUAAAGAAAAGACUAAGGAAUUGUUCCUACUCAGCUUCUUUUUUCUUUUUUUUAAGAAUGCAAAACACAUCAGAACUCAAUUUUAGGGAAAUAUGAGGUAAUGAAGCCUUGAAACCCUGUUAGGAAAAUAUGAAUAGUAUUUUUAAUGAUAUCAGGAAACAGGAAUUUUUUUAAAAUCAGUUUAUAGUGCAAACAAGUCUUAUUGUGCCAUUGUGGCUUGUAUAUUGUUUUAUAUAAAACUUAUCAUCUUAUGUUUUGUGGUCAAAAUGCAUGGACAUCGCAUGCACGUUUCUUAGGAUAAGUUCUUAAAUCUCAAAAAUAUAUUUUCAAGCAGGAUGGUGUGCGGAUAGAAUUAAUCUGAAAUGGCGUUCUGUCUAAAUUAUCAGAUUGAUCAUUGACAAAAUUGUACCAGAAUCUGGAAGGUAGUAAGAAUAUUCCCA
This is a messenger RNA of Zootermopsis nevadensis, 6173 nucleotides long. RefSeq names its product epidermal growth factor receptor (gene Egfr). Gene Ontology annotation, cellular component: basal plasma membrane; plasma membrane; signaling receptor complex. Gene Ontology annotation, molecular function: ATP binding; transmembrane receptor protein tyrosine kinase activity. The record is from RefSeq and is a predicted model, not a curated record. Gene Ontology annotation, biological process: negative regulation of apoptotic process; positive regulation of kinase activity; positive regulation of cell population proliferation. NCBI's taxonomy places the organism in Eukaryota, Metazoa, Arthropoda, Insecta, Blattodea, Termopsidae.